UGAUGAUAAGAUGGUUGUGCAGAAUGUUGGAGACAUUCAACUGGAGGAGGAGGAGGAGCACGUACAUCACCUUCAAAAUCAACACAAUGAAUUAAACAGAAUUGAUGAAAAAAUCAGUAAUCCAGUCAAAUGUAAUAAGUCAACACAAAUCAAUGCUUAUUCAUUACACAACCAGUUCAAACACGUUCAUACGAAAAAUGCAUGCGAAUCUGGUGAAAUACUCUUCAAUGAUGAUGUGCACAGUUAUCGUCAUUAUUAUUAUGCUAAGAGAAAACAACAACGACAAGGACAACAGCUAAAAAAAGUGAAAAAUGACCACUUGGAGAUUGAUAAGGCAACCAGUAAUAAUAAACAGAUUCAGUUACCUAGACAAAAAUCAUUGCACCUAAAGAUGAACGGUUUAAAAUUAUGCCUUAAUAAUAAUCCUGAAUUAAAAUCAACUAUUUUAAAUAGUCAUAAUAAUUGUAAAAUUAGUGAUUUGGAUAAAACCACAGGAAAAAUUCAAAUCGACCAGAAAUUUAGUAGUAAUUCAGUUAAAAAUAAUGACGAAAUAUUAGGCCGUACAACAGUGAUGAGUUUAUCGAUGACACCACCACCGAUAGUGACAACACCUUCAUCGUGGACAAGACACGUAAAAGAGAAACGCCGAAAAGAUUAUAAAUUCAAACAAAAGAAAUUAUUCCAACUUGAUGGCAAUAAUGAUACAUGUGAGGCUUGUAAUAAAUCUAGGUUGGCUAAGCGAAACAGUAAAAUACUUGGGGAGAAAUUCAAUUACCGAAUUCCAUUACUGAAACUGGAAGUAACGCCGACAAUCAAUGAAACAAUAGUAGAUUUAACAUUGAACAUAGAAACAAAUAAAAGUGUAAAUAAUGCUGGCAGGAGUAGUAGCAGGAGUGGUAAUAAUAAUAAUAACAGCAAUAAUAAAGAUCAGACGAUUGCAAAACCUAAAAUGGAAUGUGAUGAUGAUGAUGAUGAUGAGACAAAGUCAACUGACCAAUGUUCACUGACUUCCAAAUCGGUUAAAACCAGAAGAAAUGUAACGAAAAAGAAAAACUCUAAGCAGUCAUUACGUUAUGCUUUAAAGUCUCUGUUGCCAGCAGCAACGAGGUUAACAACAUGGAGAUUAAAACAAAGGAUAAAAAGCGUAAUUAUAAAACCAUUUCAGAGGAAUUAAGUUUUCUUUUAUUAUUUUCAUUUGUUUUGUUUAAUUAGUAUGUGCAUGUACACUAAUCUUCAACUUUUCUUUGACGUAUUUAUUUGCACAUCAUUUCUUUUCUCUCAGAUUUUGUUGUUUGUUUUUUUUGUUAUUUUUCAAUACUGAUAUCAUCCUGGACUGCUUUAUUAUCAUCAUCACUAUAGUUACAGAGUCGGAAACAAAUUCAAUGCCCUACAUGCCUAUAGAACAAAGAGAAAAAAUAAAGGAUGAUUUCGUUUAAUUAAUACACUGAAUAUAUAUACAGAAAGGGAAAAAGACGUGAGCACUAGAUCGACGUAUGUG
Messenger RNA from Trichobilharzia regenti, 1498 nucleotides. The record is from the annotation of a GenBank genome assembly. Lineage: Eukaryota; Metazoa; Platyhelminthes; Trematoda; Strigeidida; Schistosomatidae.